Messenger RNA from Synchiropus splendidus (mandarinfish), 2957 nucleotides. RefSeq lists its product as uncharacterized. The transcript has 19 exons. The coding region runs from base 1 to 2937 and encodes 978 amino acids. Gene Ontology annotation, molecular function: neurotransmitter receptor activity; extracellular ligand-gated monoatomic ion channel activity; transmembrane signaling receptor activity. Gene Ontology annotation, biological process: regulation of membrane potential; monoatomic ion transmembrane transport; signal transduction. Gene Ontology annotation, cellular component: neuron projection; synapse; membrane. Lineage: Eukaryota; Metazoa; Chordata; Actinopteri; Syngnathiformes; Callionymidae. The record is from RefSeq and is a predicted model, not a curated record.
AUGGCUGAACAGCCGGCGGUCGAUCACAGUCCUGAUCAUCUCCAUCAGCAUCAGCUCCUGGAGGUCUUCUGGACUCUGGCCACUCAGAUCCGCAGGUGUCAGAGUUCACUGACCUGUGAGGAGGGUCACAGUGGUCCCACGCAUGAGUCCAUACAGGCAGUUUUUGACCUUCAACCUUUCAGACCGGCGGUCAACCUCAGCAAUCCCACGGUCACCAACAUCUCCUUCACGCUCUACGCCGUCCUGGGAGUGAAUGAAAAGACCCAAAUACUCACCACGUUCCUGUGGCUGCGGUUGUAUUGGCAUCAUGAGUUUUUGGUUUGGGAUCCGGACCAGUGCGAUGGUGUCACCCGGAUUUCUCUCCCGGUCAAGCAGCUGUGGUCGCCUGAUAUUAUCGUGUAUGAGUUCGUGGAUGACGACGUCUCCCAAGCGUGUCCGUACGUCUACGUCAACCACACCGGCCACAUCCGCUGGGACCGAAUGCUGCGGCUGGUCUCGGCCUGCAACCUGAAGAUCUUCAGUUUCCCCUUCGACGUGCAGAACUGCACCUUCACCUUCGGCUCCUACAUGCACACCAUUCGCGACGUCAGGGUGAGUCCCGCUCUGACCUUCAAGGAGAUGUCAGGCAACUCCAAACGUUACUUGGAAGCCAGUGGAGAGUGGGAGCUGGUGGACAUACUGGGAGAGACCUCCAUCCUUCGCUUCGGGAUUGACGAGUGGGACAUCAUCACUUUUUGGGUGGUGAUAAAGCGGCGUCCAGUCCUGUACGUGGUCAACUUGCUGAUUCCCAGCUCCUUCCUCAUGCUCAUCGACAUCCUGUCCUUCUACCUGCCGCCGCACAGUGUGGACCGAGCCUCCUUCAAGAUGACCCUGAUCCUGGGCUACACCGUCUUCCUGCUCAUCAUGAACGAUCUGCUGCCCAGCACUGCCAACGGCACGCCCAUCAUCGGAAUCUACUUUUCUGUGUGUCUGGCUCUGAUGGUCAUCAGUCUUCUGGAGACUGUCAUCAUCACAAACGUCCUCCACCACAACUCCAUGAAGUACCAGCAGGUGCCUGAGUGGGUGAGAGUGGUCGUCCUCAAACACAUCGCCAGCCUCAUCUGUUACCGCUGGCCGGAGGCUCCUCCUCCUGCUCUCCCUCAUAGAGACACAUCUGAAGAAGUGAGGAGCUGGUCUCCUGCAGCACCAGCCGCCCAGCAGCCCAGCAGCAAGAGCAGCUCCACUCCAGCAGAACUGCAGCAAAUCUGUCAGUACCUGGGAGACCUGCGCGGCCACCUCACCUCGCUGAAGAAGGAGAGCGAGCUGCAGGAGCAGUGGUGCCAUGUCGGCUACAUCCUGGACUUCCUGCUCUUCCGCAUUUAUCUGCUGCUCAUUUGCUGCUACGCUCUGGUCAUCGUCUCCAUGUGGUGCAUCUGGAUCAGCCAGAGACAAACAACAUACCAGGAUUGCCAUGUUCUACUUCAGGACCAAGAGGCUGGUAGUCGCUGUGCCCCCUCUAACUGCAGCUGGAAGAGCCUGACUUUACCUGCUCUGUCUCCACCCAAGCAAACAAAAGAUGAACGACUCCUCUCAGUCGCAGAUGCAGCAGCCUUGACCUGCUCCAGCCCGACCCCAGAAGCCCUGGUCGACGCCCUUGAGAGGACUUUGUUUACUAAAAAGCUGAUACGCCCAGUAGAACGCUUCAGCGACGCUGUUAACGUGACUGUCGGCAUCACGGUGGUGGGGAUUUUAGGAGUGGAUGAGAAAGAGCAAACGCUGAAGACUUUCUUAUGGCAGUUGCUGGAGUGGAAUAUAGCAGGGUUAAGAUGGGACACAACUGAGUGUGGAACAGGAAGGAUCUCUGUUCCCCGAGAAAAUCUCUGGAUUCCAGACGUUCAAAUCGCUGAAUUCAUGGAAGAGGACAAGUCCAAAAAGACGCCAUAUGUGUAUUUAAACCACACUGGGGAUGUGUUCGAUGCUAAACCGCUGACAGUGGUCAGCACCUGCCCCUUAGAUAUAUACACCUUCCCGUUCGAUAUCCAGAACUGCACCCUGACCUUUGAACCGUACCUGCACUUUGCCACCGAUAUCAGAAUGGUUCAAGGUGCCUCUGCGGAACACAUCGUGGCAGAGUCCAAUGACGUGAUCGAGACUCACGGGGAGUGGCAGCUGUUGACCGUCCAAGUGGUUCCAUCCACUCUGGUGUUGGAAGAUGGAAUCUACUCUUCUGUCAAAUACCAUCUCAUCAUAAAGAGGAGUCCGUUGCUCUACGUGGUGAACUUGUUGAUUCCCAGCUGCUUCCUCAGCUCGCUGGACCUCUUCAGCUUCUUCCUGCCUCUUCAAAGUGUGGACCGAGGCGCCUUCAAGAUGACCCUGAUUCUGGGCUACACCGUCUUCCUCCUCCUCAUGAACGACCUGCUGCCAGAAACUGGCGAGUCCACACCCCUAAUAAAUGUUUUGUUCUGCGUCUCUCUGGCCUUGAUGGUGGCCAGCCUGCUGGAGACUGUGUUCAUCACUAACAUCCAGUUCAAAUCCAGCCAGUACAGCGAGGUGCCUGAGUGGCUCAGCACUCUGGUGCUGCGAUACAUGGCCGUCCUGGUUUGUGUUCCCCCAAAAAAGAACAUCAACCGCUCCACUGUUUCUAUAAAAGCGCCCUCCCAAGGGAUCAACAACAACCUGACGACUGCCAAGGUUCUUUCCACCGUCAGUGGGGAGGAGCUGAACGUGAAGCCCACGCAGGACGUGUUGCUGCAUGAGCUGAAGAAGAUCAGCGCGAACCUGAUGGCCAUCCGCCUCCAGAUGGACCAGCACUUCCAGGGCAGCACAACCUCCAAGGAGUGGCACAUGAUCGGGAUCAUCAUUGACCGGCUGCUUUUCGGCAUUUACAUCGCCUUCAUGACGGUCACUGCUAUUACCAUCCUGGCCAUCUGGAUUUCAAGCUCAACUUACUCUCCCUGACUGGAAAAACACCGGCCGUG